ACCAGCUCAGUAACUGUGCCAGAAACACUGUUGUUUGUUUCAACUCUUGAUGGAAGUUUGCAUGCUGUCAGCAAGAGGACGGGAGCAAUCAAGUGGACUUUAAAAGAAGAUCCUGUACUUCAGGUGCCAAUACAUGUGGAAGAGCCAGCAUUUCUUCCAGACCCAAAUGAUGGCAGUUUGUAUACGCUUGGUGGCAAGAAUAGUGAAGGCUUGACUAAACUUCCAUUUACUAUCCCAGAGCUGGUGCAGGCAUCUCCCUGUCGCAGUUCAGAUGGGAUCCUGUACAUGGGUAAAAAGCAGGAUAUUUGGUACGUGAUUGACCUCAUGACUGGGGAGAAACAGCAGACCUUAACUUCCUCAUUUGCAGAAAGUCUUUGCCCAUCAGCAUCCCUCCUGUAUCUUGGGAGAACAGAGUACACGAUCACAAUGUAUGACACCAAGAAGAAGGAGCUGCGAUGGAAUGCCACCUAUUUUGAUUAUGCAGCUACUCUGCCUGAUGAAGACAUAAAAUACAAAAUGUCCCACUUUGUGUCUAAUGGAGAUGGACUGGUGGUGACCGUAGACAGUGAGUCUGGGGAUGUACUGUGGAUUCAGAAUUACGCUUCUCCUGUGGUAGCUUUUUACAUCUGGCAGCGUGAAGGAUUACGGAAAAUUAUGCACACUAACCUGGGGAUAGAAACUCUGCGAUACUUGACGUUCAUGUCUGGGGAGGUUGGACACAUUACCAAGUGGAAAUAUCCAUUCCCAAAGGAAACAGAGACCAAGAGCAAACUGACACCAACUCUCUAUGUAGGGAAAUACUCCACAAGUUUGUAUGCGUCGCCGUCAAUGGUGCAUGAAGGAGUAACUGUUGUGCCCCGCGGCAGUGCCAUACCCUUACUAGAGGGUCCAAAAACAGAAGGAGUCACAAUUGAAGACAAUGGCGAGUGUGUUAUCACCCCCAGUACGGAUGUCAAGUUUUCAGGCAGACUGAAAGAAAAGAACAAACUCAACUACUGGAACGACUGGCUUUUAAUAGGGCACCAUGAAACACCAUUAUCUGCCCCUACAAAGAUCCUGGAGAAAUUUCCAAGCAACUUACCUAAGAGGCCUGAAAAUGUGAUUCCGGCUGACUCUGAUAAAGCCACUAUUGAAGAGGUUAUUGACAUCGUUGAAGGUUCCUCAACAGAAGUGCCUCCUGCUGUUCCAAAGGAUAUUGAGGAGAAACCUGCUUGGCCUAUCCCUCGGCCAGAGGCUCCUGUGGACUCCAUGUUGAAAGACAUGGCCACGAUCAUUCUCAGCACUUUCCUGCUUGUGGGCUGGGUGGCUUUUAUCAUCACUUAUCCAAUGAGUGUACAUCAGCAGCAACAGAGGCAGCAUCAGCUGGAAGAGAAGAUACAGCUCUUGCAGCAACAGAAGCUGCCCUUCCGUGCUCCCAGUGAUCUACCCCCAGAAGCAGAUUUCUUGGACACCUCCUAUGGACGGACAGAGAGCUCAGCUACCAGCACACCAAAUAUGUCCCCCAGAGCAUCAAACCAUUCCGCGUAUUCCAGCAUCUCCACAUCUGAUGUUGGGAGCUGCCUCUCCACUGAGCAAGAAGAGGGAGAUGAAGAUGCAAACAGAGUGAUGGUUGGCAAGAUUUCGUUUAACCCAAAAGAUGUACUGGGGCACGGAGCUGAAGGGACAAUUGUUUACAGGGGGACAUUUGAUAACCGCGAUGUUGCAGUGAAAAGAAUUCUUCCUGAGUGCUUCAGCUUUGCAGACCGUGAAGUACAGUUGCUGCGAGAGUCAGAUGAGCAUCCUAACGUGAUCCGCUAUUUCUGCACGGAGAAGGACCGGCAGUUUCAGUACAUAGCCAUUGAGCUGUGUGCUGCCACUUUACAGGAGUAUGUUGAGCAGAAGGCCUUCAGUCACCAUGGCUUACAACCUAUCACUCUCCUGCAACAGACGACAUCUGGUCUUGCUUACCUGCACUCUCUUAGUAUUGUCCACAGGGACCUGAAGCCCCAUAACAUCCUCAUCUCGAUGCCUAACGCCCAUGGGAAAGUCAAAGCUAUGAUUUCAGACUUCGGCCUGUGCAAGAAGCUGGCAGUGGGCAGGCACAGCUUUAGCCGUCGGUCGGGUGUGCCAGGCACCGAAGGGUGGAUUGCCCCAGAGAUGCUGAGUGAAGAUUGCAAAGAGAACCCUACAUAUACCGUGGACAUCUUUUCAGCUGGCUGUGUCUUUUAUUAUGUGGUAUCUGAAGGCAGCCAUCCCUUUGGCAAAUCUCUACAGCGGCAAGCCAACAUUCUGCUGGGUGCAUACAGCCUGGAGUCUUUAAAUGCAGGGAGGCACGAAGACAUAGUUGCUCGUGAUUUAAUAGAGCAAAUGAUAAACAUGGACCCUCAGAAACGUCCGUCUGCCAGCUGUGUGCUAAAACACCCAUUCUUUUGGAGUUUAGAAAAACAGCUCCAUUUUUUUCAGGAUGUUAGUGACCGGAUAGAGAAAGAAUCUUUAGAUGGUCCAAUAGUCAAGCAAUUAGAAAGAGGUGGAAGAGAGGUGGUGAAGAUGGACUGGAGAGAGCACAUCACUGUUCCUCUUCAGACAGAUCUUCGAAAAUUCAGAUCCUAUAAAGGAGGCUCAGUACGGGAUCUUCUGAGGGCAAUGAGAAAUAAGAAGCACCAUUACAGAGAACUGCCUCCUGAAGUGCAGGAGACCCUGGGCUCCAUCCCCGAUGAUUUUGUAUGUUACUUUACAGCUCGUUUCCCUCACCUGCUCCUACAUACCUACAAUGCUAUGCAUAUCUGCUGCCAUGAAAGACUGUUUCAGCAUUACUAUAAUCAGGACUCUGCAGAGCUGAGCCUUGCAGGAGACACUGUCUGAGAGGAGAGGGAUGGAGCUUUCUUCUCUGGGACCGACAUUCCAAGCACAGGGCUGUGAAACAGGCCUACCUUUAGCAGGGAAAAGUGGGAUCAAAGAGCUGAAUUCUCUCUCUUUGAAGAAACCAAGCUUCCAAAAAGUGCCUUGUACCUCUGCCUGCGCUGGAUCAGGAGAUGGUAGGAGCCCAAGGAGCAAGUGGUCACUUCAGAAAAGCAAUGACCCCGGUGAUGGAGUUAUUCCAAGGCAAUUUUCAAGACAGUGAAAAUGGAGAGCAAAAGCUGGAUAUAACCGUCACCCAAUAUCCCUGUACUGUAUGUGAUUUUAUAGCUGAUAUGUUUUACUACAAAGAAUCAAAAUACAGUGAUUGGAAUCAUACAAUUACUAGGGACUGGGAUCUGCGAAAGGAGCCUUUUAGUUGUAGCAAAUCAUCAGAAUCUGCCGUUGCACUACCGCCACGUUAUGCAUCAGGCACACCACAGUGAUUGUAAAGGGAAUCAUUUAUGAUUAUCCAAAAUACAGUAGAGAGAGUACAAUUUCUGUUUAAUCAGUACUACCCUGGCAAAUUAGUCCCUCAUACUUGAGCACAUACAAUGAAGUUCUAAAAAAAUACUGACUUGAAAAAUCAGUUACAGGUUUACCUACUUUGACAUUAAGCCUCAUUGUUUAAAUAUCAACCAGUAUUCACAGAAGAGCUUGAACCGUCGUUGACUUAAAUCACAGUAUCAGAACAGACCUACACAAGUAACUUCAGAAAAAUACUCUGCUGUCAGCUGUGAGCUGCGCGCAAGAGGCUAAUCAUUUAUCUACUGCAAGUGUUCCUUACUUUCUUAUAAAGAAGGGUUGCCAGUUGCAGAGCCAGAGGUAAAAUGAGUCCUGGGGAAAAGGGAGCUAAAUAGGAAACAAUGAGAGAUGUACGGAACAGUGAAAUCAUAGGCAGUGGUUUUAAUGGGUGCGAUAAAGCUGUAAAGGAACCCCAUCUGCUGUUUGUAGGGGGUUGCUGAUUACACCCAAGCGAGCCUAUGUUUUUAAAGAUGCAGUAUUUCUUUUCAUUGGCCCUAAAGCUGUGACAAAGCAUUAAGUGUGUGCAAAGGAUGAAGAAAUGCUGAAUUCUAAUAUAAGUAAGUGGGGUGUUCUUUUACAAUAUAUUUAUUUAACAUAUUUAUAUUUAUUUAAUUUUUACUACAAAGUGGUAUCAAAUCCAAGUGGUACAAGUAUAAGGCAUGCCAAAUCAUUCUUAAUCGGUUUUGUGUUUAUAUUCAAUCAUAUUAUAACAACUGGAAGAGGAAAGUGAUACUGCAUCUUUCAAUGGAAUUCAUUAAAGGAGAAAUUACAAAGUGGGAAUUUGUAUGACUGUGCCAUUGUGUCUUAAACUAAUAAGUUAUUGACAGUAAUGUGUAUGACUGGGUACGUACAGCUACUUUUCUGGAGCUACUUUACGGGAAGUUUUUUUCCUAGUUUUACAAUGUAUGAGAGCAAUUUACCUAAGAUGCCAACUGUGCAAGUUACAUGUUUCUAAAGCUUGAAAGAAAUAACGGUAGUUUUACCUAAGAAGAUUCAAAGCCUAUUUCAUAUUUUUGUACUUCUCAUGUAAAGUUCUUUUAUAAGUCUACUAAAUAAAGACUUGUACUCAGAUUAAAAAAAAAAAAAAACAAACCAACCCACAACUUCUAGUGACAAUGUGUGCCUGGGGAAAGAAGCCAGACUGCUGCCAUGUGUGGACUAACACAGCUUUCAGAACCAGGGCUGGAGCCAGCGAGCAGGGGAAGAGGGUAACGCACCUAGAGCUGCUCUGAGGCAGCCACAUCCUGCCUCCCCCGAGACAGGGCAUGCACCUGGUUUUUGAGCAGGGGCCUGCUCCGACACACACACACAGACUCACCUCUCUUACGCUUGUUGCGGUGUGUGAGCAUCGAGCCUCCUUGAACGCCCAAGAGCCUCGUUUUGUUAUUCCAACUAACAGUCCCCAGGCAACAGCCACCUACAUCUUGGUGUCCGAGGCAGGUCACCAGAUAAGAUAAAAUGGCUGGAAUGAUUGCACGCUGCAAAAAUUUUUAUUGCUGUACAGGACUGAGAUACCCAUAAAAAAAAUUUUUGUGCGAAACUAAGUUGGCAAAUGACCACGUGGUUUACAGGAAAGAAGGCAGCCUGUAAGACAGCUUUGUCUGCUGGAGCGUGGAAGGCUGAAGUGCAUCUCACAUCUCAAGUAUCAGCACAGCCCUCCUCUGCCCCAGCAUUCCAGAGGGCUGAUGAGCCACUGGUAUUCCAUGACCCUGCCAACCGCUCUGCUAUUUACUUUGGUGGGGUGGCCUGGCGUGAGUAGGUAGCUGAUGUAGAGGGCAGUAACUGGUGGGGGGUGGAUCUGCC
Aptenodytes forsteri (emperor penguin) is the source of this 5202-nucleotide messenger RNA. It is a transcript of the gene ERN1, whose product is annotated as endoplasmic reticulum to nucleus signaling 1. The record is from RefSeq and is a predicted model, not a curated record. Lineage: Eukaryota; Metazoa; Chordata; Aves; Sphenisciformes; Spheniscidae. Gene Ontology annotation, biological process: mRNA processing; protein phosphorylation; IRE1-mediated unfolded protein response. Bases 286 to 2841 code for a protein of 851 amino acids. The transcript is spliced from 21 exons. Gene Ontology annotation, cellular component: IRE1-TRAF2-ASK1 complex. Gene Ontology annotation, molecular function: ATP binding; RNA endonuclease activity; protein serine/threonine kinase activity.